Messenger RNA from Myxocyprinus asiaticus (Chinese sucker), 1801 nucleotides. Its product is annotated as phosphoribosyl pyrophosphate synthase-associated protein 1. Bases 224 to 1330 code for a protein of 368 amino acids. Gene Ontology annotation, molecular function: ribose phosphate diphosphokinase activity; magnesium ion binding. Lineage: Eukaryota; Metazoa; Chordata; Actinopteri; Cypriniformes; Catostomidae. The record is from RefSeq and is a predicted model, not a curated record. Gene Ontology annotation, cellular component: ribose phosphate diphosphokinase complex; cytoplasm. The transcript is spliced from 11 exons. Gene Ontology annotation, biological process: 5-phosphoribose 1-diphosphate biosynthetic process; purine nucleotide biosynthetic process.
ACCCACAAAAGGAAGAAGAAGAAGAAGAAGAAGCAGGUUGUUUGGAUUGAAAACCGUACAACUGCUAUUGGGCUUCAUUCCAAAGUUUGUAUCAGUUCAUUACAUGAUUCACUGUUCGAUUUCUUACAUAAAGAUAAAACAACGCAACUUUGUAUGUACUGUUGGUGUACCAGCAGACGUGGAAAAAGGAUCCGAUUUGUUGUUGAUCUUUAGAUAAUUCACCAUGAACGUGGCUAAAAGCGGGUAUCGUGUUUUCUCUGCAAACUCCACGCCUGCAUGCACUGAACUCGCUAAGAAGAUUACUGAGCGACUGGGAGUUGAGCCGGGGAAAUCUGUUGUUUACCAGAAUCCAAACAGAGAAACCCGAGUUGAAAUCAAAGAGUCUGUUAGAGGCCAAACAAUCUUCAUCAUCCAAACCAUUCCCAGAGAUGUGAACACUGCCAUUAUGGAGCUUCUGAUUAUGGCAUAUGCCCUCAAGACAUCCUGUGCCAAGAACAUCAUUGGUGUGAUCCCAUACUUCCCCUACAGUAAACAGUGUAAGAUGAGAAAGAGGGGGUCGAUAGUGUGCAAACUGCUCGCUUCCAUGUUAGCUAAAGCAGGCCUGACUCAUAUAAUCACCAUGGAUCUGCACCAGAAAGAGAUCCAGGGCUUCUUCAGUUUUCCUGUGGAUAACCUGCGGGCAUCCCCAUUCCUGUUGCAGUACAUUCAGGAGGAGGUUCCUGAUUAUAGAAAUGCAAUCAUUGUAGCCAAGUCCCCAUCUGCUGCAAAAAGGGCUCAGUCUUAUGCGGAGCGUUUGCGUCUUGGUCUGGCCGUCAUGCACGGUGAAGCUCAGUGUUCAGAAUCGGAUAUGGCAGAUGGGCGGCACUCUCCUCCCUGCGUCCGCAACACUGGACACCCCGGCCUGGAGUUACCAUGCAAACAACAAGCUCCGUUCCCAGGCAUUGAGCUCCCAAUAAUGAUGGCCAAGGAAAAACCGCCCAUCACCGUUGUCGGAGACGUUGGAGGACGCAUAGCCAUCAUUGUUGAUGAUAUCAUAGAUGAUGUGGAGGACUUUGUGGCAGCCGCUGAAAUUCUCAAAGAGAGAGGAGCGUAUAAGAUCUAUAUCAUGGCCACCCAUGGCCUGUUGUCUGCAGACGCCCCACGUCUCAUCGAGGAGUCCGCCAUAGACGAGGUGGUGGUGACCAACACGGUCCCUCAUGAGGUGCAAAAGCUGCAGUGUCCGAAGAUCAAGACAGUAGAUGUCAGUAUGAUCCUGGCUGAGGCGAUCCGACGCAUUCACAAUGGGGAGUCCAUGGCCUACCUGUUCCGCAAUAUCACAGUAGACGACUAGCCAACAAUCACAUUUGUGUUAGAGGCAGAUGUGAGGUCCAGUUUGGGAACCAUUUGCCCUCUUGUGAGGUGUCAUACAUUGUCCAUAGUUACUGUAAAUUCUCAAACUCCUUUUAUCCUCCAAAAAAAUCAAAAUAAACUCCUAUCAACAAUUGACAGAACUGAUGUGGAUGUCUAAAAUAAAUUCAGUCAGCCUAGCAUUUACAGUAUACAUGUAAUUCUCUCAUUCUUUGACACAGAUAUGCCUUUACAAUCCAAUGCACUGAACGUAAUAUGCAAGAGUUCACCUACUUGAACUUCUGUUUUGUAACUUUGUUAUAUUCCAUAUUAAAGUUUUAAGUUUACUCUUAUGUAGAUUAUUUUAGAGUCAAGUUGGAAAACUGAGGAUUUCUUCGCUUAUCAGUAUUUUUUGGUUCAUUUUGCUGUGUUGCUUCAAAAUUAAAGGAAUCGUUCUCUCAAAAAUGAAAAUUCA